AUGAUUGUGUCGCAGAAUAUGUCGCAAUUUGCGACACAUGCGACACAUUAUUUUUUAGUGUGUAUUGUCACUUUAUUCGCUUCAGCCAAAAGUCAUCUGAAACCUUGGGUCACAAAAGAAGAUUAUUCCCAUUACAAUCAAAUAUCCAAUAAUUUUCUUCAACAGUCAUUUGCCACCGAUAUAUCAUUUGAAGAUCCGCUCCAGAAUUGUCCAAUAAUGUAUAACGCGUUUAUACUUGACAGAACUAAUAAUAAAGAUGAAAUAAGUGCAAUAUUAAUGGCACAAUAUCAAAAUGACAACAAUGAAAAUACGUAUUAUGUUUGUUAUUUAUCCACUCUUAAAGAUUAUUUGAGACAAGGUUUGGCAUCUUACUUGCUCAAUCAAAUUAUAAGCGAAGCAAUAGAAAAAAGAAUUGAUUAUGUAACGUUACAUGUGAAUAUUGAAAAUCGACCAGCACUCAAUUUAUAUCGAAAAUGUGGAUUUCGAUGUGUCAGAUAUAUGACUGGUUACUAUGCAAACGAUAAACGAUAUAGAAAUUCGGAUGGUUAUUUGAUGAUAAUUAAUACAAAACAUGUUAAAGAUAAAUAUCAAGUGUGCAAAGAUUAUCAUGCUGUUUUUCUACCGCCCGAAGUAGAAAUAAAAUACGAAAAAAAAUGUAUACACUCUAGAUUUGAUUAUGAAGAAAAAGAUGAGAAUCUAUUUGACGAUGUGAAAGAUAUCAUGUUUGACUGA
This is a messenger RNA of Didymodactylos carnosus, 732 nucleotides long. The record is from the annotation of a GenBank genome assembly. NCBI's taxonomy places the organism in Eukaryota, Metazoa, Rotifera, Eurotatoria, Philodinida, Philodinidae.